AUGUCAACUCCUAAUAAGCGACCAUACGAGAAGGAAGAACUUCAGCAGUUUACCCAAGACAUUUCCAUAGUAUGUGCAUUUGGGGAGACGAUUGAGAAGUUAUCAUCAAAAAUCGGAGAGGAAACUGCUGUGGAGAUCUCCUCUAUGCAUGAUAUUAAUCCUGUCAUAUGGACACCUGCACUGGAGAAGUAUCUUGAUACCAUCUUCAAGGAAACAAAAGAUAAUUUCCAAACUAAAGCCCAGGCUAAAUUGUCGGGGGACGAAGAUGGACUUUUCAGGCUUUAUUGCGAAAAAGUUCUCAUUGAUUU
This is a messenger RNA of Entrophospora candida, 308 nucleotides long. The record is from the annotation of a GenBank genome assembly. Lineage: Eukaryota; Fungi; Glomeromycota; Glomeromycetes; Entrophosporales; Entrophosporaceae.